CCACCACACCACCAUCGCCAACGAACCUCGCCGUCGCCGUCGCCGCCACCUCACUGCCAACCGCCGCUGCUGCGCUGCUGCGCGGGACACUCGCUGACCGAACUGCAGGCCUAGCUACCUUCAUUCGCCACCCAUUGUCCAUCAGUCUCAACCGGCAUCUGCAGACGCACCCGUUGCGCGACACAUUGCUAGCCACCCCACCAUCCACUCUAGCUUCUUAUGUGGCUGCCAUCUCACUCUCGUCUAUACCGCCCUUGCUCCUGGACAUAAUCACCGCGACAUUCUGAGCCACCGCCAGCGUCGCUGACCACUGAGGCUGCCCCACCAUGUCUUUUUUCGGCUUCGAUGCCACCCUUCCGAGAGACCGGGGGCACUCGUCCCAGGCACCGGGCUUCGGCCAGGCCCAGGAUGCCUUUGCGGGUCUCUCUGGCAGAGGUGCGGCAGACGACGAUGAUGCCAUCGAUUUUGAAGAGACGUACGACGGACUAGGCGACCAGCUCGACGAGACCGACGAUACUUUCAACGAUGACACUUUUGGAAACGAUAAGGCUGUCGGCAAGGACUUCGACUUCGCUGGCCAGACCUCGCGCGUCGCCGAUGCCAUCGAGGGAGAGGGCCUGCUCUGGCAGGCAAAACAGCCUCCUCCAAACAUCCAUGCUACGAGGCACACGACCCAGCCGGCCAAACCUGCUAAGAGUGGCUACGAGCCAUAUGCCCAGCCAACCUACAUUCCCGACCUGGAGGCCAAUGCGAGCAUCUGGGGCAUCAACCCCAAAAGGCAAGCCCAGAAUCAACAAGCACACCAGCGCCAGGAAACCAAUGCUGCUGCUGCGCCUGCUGCUCCGGCGAGGAAGAUGAUGAGCCUCGAGGAGGUAGAGGCAAUGAUGCUUGCCCAGAACAAGAAGCCCACGCCUCAGUCUAUGCCUCAAGCCCAACCUCCACCGCCAGCGGCUGCCCCUCAACCACAGGCGCAAUAUCCUUCACAUUAUGGACAGAUGCCUAGUCAACAAGGUGGGUUCUCUGGCCCGCCGCAAAUAUUGCAGCGUCCCCAGCAGCCGCCUCCUUCGCGCCCCCCACCUAAAGCGCACGCUGAAUUGCCUGGUCAUGCCAUUCCACCACCUGGCCAACAGCAGCCGACGAUUCUGCAACGGAACAGGCAGUCCGUACCCGAUCAGCCUGCACGGCACACGCCUGUGCAGCAGGCUCAGCGCCCCCCUUCUCAGCCGAGACAAAUCUUGCAAAAUCCGAAUAGGCUCUCUGGCCACGGUCAGCCAAUUACUCAACCAGGCCAACAGAAACAAGGCGAGUUUCAACGAGGACCACAGCUAGGGCCUAGCCAUGCUCGAGGUCCCUCUUUUCCCGGUGUCGUGACUCACCCGGAGCAGCUCCUGCACCUCACCGAAGAAGAACGAGCUGCGUAUCUGAUCGAAGAUGCCAAGCGUGCUAAGAGAAACCACAAAAUCCAUCUCUUGUCCAAGGAUAAUGGGUUGAUGACUCCGCAGGACAAGAAUUUCAUCACUCGGAUCCAAUUGCAGCAGCUAAUGGCUGCGACGGGUGGGCUUGAAGAGCAUGGGCCAGAAGCGGCGCUGACAGAAGACUUCUAUUAUCAGGUGUAUUGCCAGAUCCGAGGAGCACCACGGCAGAACCCGCAUCAGCCCGCUAGCCAGUUCGCUCAAACAUAUCUAUUUCAAACCGGUGGUAGGUAUGGCAUGGGCCGUAGACACCACCGAGGCGGAGAUAACCAUAUGCAGCGGAUGGAGCAGCAGGUACAGAGAGCUGUGGAAGCUGCAAAGGCCAAGCCAAAAAACAAGCAACUUGUAAUUGAAGGAAGUCUGGGAAAGAUCUCCUUCAGCAAUUCAAAGACACCCAAGCCACUCCUGAACAUCAAGCGCCCCGAUCAUGGAGACGGCGCUCAAGGGUCGGGCCGAAGACCUAGCGGAGUAAAUGCGCAUGGCUCAACCAUUAUUGAUCGCAAGACGACUCUGCGAAACAUUGAGAACGUUUACGACUGUCUGAUGAAACUGGAGGACCAUGAGCGGCGGAUGCCUCCACCUUUAGCCGAGAAUAGUGAUCCGCAAACUAUCCAGGCACACAUGGAAUGGCAAACUGGGACCCAAAGGCUGCAUGAAACACUAUGGCAAGAUCUAAAAAUCAUGGAGCCCAUCAACCCGAAUUCGCUUACGCCUCAUCCGUUUAUUGCGAUACUCUCGCAUGCAAAGGGCAAGAAGGCUAUUCCACGAAUCUUCCGCCAAAUCGACGAGCAACAGCGCAUCAUUAUGCUCACCAUGAUCGUCGUCCACCUUGAUAUGCUCUCAGUCGUCGCAAAGGCUGUUCCGUCUCCGGAUGAGCCGAAUCUAUCUCCAGCGAUCCGCGAAGAAGUGGAACUCUUUUCGCAUGCAGUGAUGCCGCCGCUCUUUGCCCAUAUCGCCGAGUCGCCUUUGAACAUCGUCAUUGGGCUUUUAGGCCUUAUCCUGGAUCGCACGAAUCUGCACCUUGUCACUCGCACCAAGAUCGGCAUGUCACUACUCACCAUGCUCAUCUCGCGAGCUGAGCUUGUGAAACAAUCAACGCCAGAAAUGAAUCCCGGUGACUGGGAGCAGUGGAUGCAGCUGUACAAUCGACUCUUCGACGCUGUGGAGCCCGUCCUUCCGUCGAUCUUCCCAGGGUCAGUCAAUGACACAGAGGAUGUGUAUGUUUGGCAGUUCCUCGCGGCUAUGGGUGUAGGUGCUAGUCCCGAGCAGCAGCAGAGACUAGUCCUUGGCGUCAAGGAUCGGGUGAUGGAUACUGUGGCAGUAAGCAAGGCGCUUCCGGCUGAGCUGGCUAGUGUGAGAUUAGGCCACGUGAAUCUUUUCAUGCGGGCAAUUGGGUUGGAUGUGGAGCUGCUUGGUUGAUCAAAGCUUGCGGACGAAGCUACGAGUUCUUCUUUCUUCAUAUGCUUAACGCUCACUUUGGCAAGACUCUUCAUUGGGUCAUCGAGAGAACAUACGCGGAGGCUUGUCGGGAUCGGUACGCAUAUAUUCAGCGUUUCGGCUUGGAUAAAGCCUAAAAAGCAAGGAUGUGAAGCGCCAUCAGGAUUGGCAUUAUAGCAAAGCGAGCCUCAAUAGUCUUCGACCCAUUUGGUAAAUAAAGGCAUCUCCAAACGAGAGCUUUGAUGAAGCACAGGAAAAGGUCUCACUUGAUAAAAUCUUAUAAUCAGUAAAAAUCC
Mytilinidion resinicola is the source of this 3205-nucleotide messenger RNA. RefSeq lists its product as uncharacterized. Gene Ontology annotation, cellular component: P-body. Gene Ontology annotation, biological process: deadenylation-dependent decapping of nuclear-transcribed mRNA; P-body assembly. The record is from RefSeq and is a predicted model, not a curated record. The coding region runs from base 327 to 2891 and encodes 854 amino acids. The transcript has 3 exons. Gene Ontology annotation, molecular function: RNA binding. Lineage: Eukaryota; Fungi; Ascomycota; Dothideomycetes; Mytilinidiales; Mytilinidiaceae.